AUGCCUAAGCCACAUGCAGGAAAGUGCAAGUCGCUUGACUUUAGUAUCAAACAAGAAGUUGUGAAACGCAAAGAGGAAGGCCAGGGCAAUUCUGCAAUAGGCCGUGCAUUAGGCCACAGUGAAUCAACUGUAAGGACAGUAUGGAAGAAAAAGGAUGAAAUCAAAGCAUCUGUUAAAGCAUACGGUACUUCUCAGAUUGAUAAUCACAAGCGUGCUUGGGAUGAGAAACUGAUAAAAAUGGAGAGAUUCUUUGCCCUUUGGAUUGAGAGGAAAGAAAAAGAAGGCAGUUCCGUAGAUAAACGUCAGAUCAAACAACAAGCGAAAUGCUUUUAUGAAGUGAUUUGUCGUAAGACAAAUGUUCCUGUGGGUAACUUUCAUGCCUCCAAUGGCUGUCUGCAUCGUUUCCUUAAACGCAAGGAAAUAAGGAAACUUGGCUACUCAGGUGAAACGGCCAGCGCCGAUGCCAAUGCAGCAAAGGAAUUUCCCAGUGUCCUCAAAGAAAUUAUUGAUGAAGGCAAGUUUCACCUUGACUGCAUUUACAACAUGGAUGAGGCUGGGUUAAUGUACAAAAUGCCUCCCAAGUCAAUUUGGAAGUGUGAACAGUUAGGCAUCCCAUUUAAUGUGAUGCUAAUAAUGGACAACUGUCCUGCUCAUCCCCACUACCUGACUGAUCUUCACCCUAAUGUUAAAAUUGUUUUCCUUCCACCGAAAACCACAUCUAUUGUUCAGCCACUUGAUCAAGAGUUCAUAGGCAAUGUUAAAUCUAUAUAUCAAAAGCUUGUUUAUGAGGAUCUUAGACUGAAAACUGAAUGUGGAGCAGAGAUCCACCAGAUAAUCGCAGAAGCAAACGGGGAAUACCAGGAUGCUGACAUCGAUGUGGAUGAACAUCUACCCCUUGAAGUGGAGGAAACAGAUCAACUUGUUAUCCAACAAUACACCAACCCCAAAGCAAUUUCUGUCCACCAUUAUUGGAGGGAAUUUACUGUGAGGAAUGCAAUUGACUUCCUCUUGAAGGCUUGGGAUGAGAUUAGCAUGCCUACAGUGCGUCAUGCCUGGCGGCCCUUAGUGCCCCACUUGGUGUCGGAUGAGCACGGCAAAGUCCAGACACUGAUGGAAGCUGCUGCUGUUGCAUGUCGUGUUCCUGGUUUUCAGAAUGUCACGCCAGAUGAGAUUAAAGAGAUGAACAUCGCUGGGGACAUAAUGACACCUGAAGUUAUCAUGGAUGUGGCAACUAUUGAGGAUGUUCUAGGGAAUGAAAACCAAGGCAAGGCGGUGGAAGCUCCACCACCUGGUGAGCUCAUCAUGCAGCAGUUGAGCAGAAUACUGGCUGGGGUUGACACUUUUAAAGACCAACAAGGCUUGUACCGCCAGCCGGAUACUGGGUGUCACCAUCGCGCAGCAGGUACUGGCAGGUCAUGA
This is a messenger RNA of Portunus trituberculatus (swimming crab), 1419 nucleotides long. RefSeq names its product tigger transposable element-derived protein 1-like. Gene Ontology annotation, molecular function: DNA binding. Gene Ontology annotation, cellular component: nucleus. The coding region runs from base 1 to 1419 and encodes 472 amino acids. Lineage: Eukaryota; Metazoa; Arthropoda; Malacostraca; Decapoda; Portunidae. The transcript is spliced from 3 exons. The record is from RefSeq and is a predicted model, not a curated record.